CUCCUGAUUGGCUCAGCGGCGGACAUGUGACACAGGAAGUGGAUUCUCCUGAUCGCCUCGGUCGCAGCUGUCAGACAGAAGCGUUUCAGUGUCAGUGAGGGUCUGUCUGUGGAAACACCAUGAACGCGCUGGUGACUAAGUUAGAUCACAUGUGGAUCAGCUUCACCUUCAGACAACCUCGGCUCCCAGCUGCAGCUGCUCCCAAGGUGCAGCUCUCCACCCUCCCUCCAGAACCUGUCAUCCCCUCUAAGAAGCCUUUCAAAGUGGAGCUGGCUGGUGGAAAGCGUUACUCAUGGUGCACCUGUGGGCACAGUAGGAAACAGCCUUUCUGUGAUGGAGCCCACAAGCUGAAAGCCCCAGGACUGUUCCCGCUACGUUUUGUCCCAGAGAAGGACACCUCUGUGUGGUUGUGCGGAUGCAAAUACACCAACAACCCACCGUACUGCGAUGGAACGCACAAGCAGGACUUCAUUGCAUCUGCAACACUACACGAGCAAACUGACUCGUAAACCACUGCCAAAGGAUUUUGGUUGCGGGGCGAAACCUCAUCCUGGUCAAGGAGCAUUAACUUUAAACAAUUUUUGCAGAUCAGUGUUGUCCAGGGACGCAGCUCACAUGACGUGAUCUGCCAUGUUCGGUGUCUGAAUAUUGUCAGUAAUUCAUGCACGUGACAUGUGAUGUAUUCUGGGAAAGAUAUGAUCAAAUGGAGGGAACGGUGUUACUGAAGAAAAGUGUCAGCUAAACAUUGAAAUAUGUGAAUGCACUGAAAAAACACUGAGCUACCAGUAAAUAAGUAACUACUGUAUCAACCAAUAAAUACUACGUUUUUCUAAUCGUCAGAUUUUACCGACGCUGUUAGAUGGAGGUUGAUUCCACCCUUGUACUCUGUUUGAGUUGUUUAAAAGAUGAAUACACGUCAUGUUAAUAUCAGGAUUUAAAGAAUUCACUGUAUCUUGUUACAUUUCAUGUUUCUUCAUGUUUGCUGUCAGCUGCUGUGACACCUGUUGUCUUGAUCAUUUCACACACACGAGUCCCCAAAGACUCAGUAAGUGAUCAGAGCUGCACAGAGCCUCCAAUGAAAAUGUGAUAUUAUAUAGUUGUGUUACUAUGUGGACUUGGAACCUGGGGAGAAGUGACUCCUACUGUCCUACUCUGUCAUGUAUCAGAGCAUAGGAAUGAGACUAUGACAUUUCAGACUUUCUUCCCUAGAUAUACUGAAUAUAUAAAUGUAAAAGUAAAAUGGAACUUGUUUAACUUGCAUGUUGUGUUCUAAUCUGUAAAAAAGCUGCUUACUCAGUUUUUGUACAGUACACAAGCUACUGAGUUAAUCAGGGAAUCAAACAGGACAGUCGGCUCAGAAAAACCUAGUAAGUAAACAUUUUAUUGACCUAAAACAUGCACAUAUGGCUGAUAAAAAAAGUAUCAGUUUGUUGAAAAGAAACAAAGGGAAUGUUGAAAACGAUGGAACUACGACAGACAUGGCCAAAUAUUCAAAUCCCUUUUGAGUUCUUCGAGUGCCAUGAGAGAGGGAACAUGGUCUUCUGACAGACAUUAUCAGCUUGUGAUGGUAGUGCUUGGAACUGUGUACAUAUAAAUGCUUCUCCUGCUGGAAAA
Messenger RNA from Paralichthys olivaceus (Japanese flounder), 1614 nucleotides. Its product is annotated as CDGSH iron-sulfur domain-containing protein 3, mitochondrial. Gene Ontology annotation, cellular component: mitochondrion. The record is from RefSeq and is a predicted model, not a curated record. NCBI's taxonomy places the organism in Eukaryota, Metazoa, Chordata, Actinopteri, Pleuronectiformes, Paralichthyidae. Gene Ontology annotation, molecular function: 2 iron, 2 sulfur cluster binding.